AUGGCGCCAGCUCGUCACGAGACUGGGCCUCCCCAGCUGGACGGAGCAGGAGACAACACUUCGUACGGCACCAGAUCCUCGAAGCGCAAGGCAUCAGAAAUCAGUUCUGCUCCUCCCCCUCCAGCUUCUACUCUUGGUAGAUCUCCUCCUUCAAAAGUUUCAGCAAGAGCUGCAAAGGCCAAAUCUGUUGCAAAGAAGCCAGUUACAGCCACUGAGCCUAAGCCCCGCCAACCUGCAACCAAGAAACGUCGAUCUUCAUCGACAAUUGCACUAGAACUCCCCAGCUCUUCCUCAUCAGCAAAUCAAAUCCUAGAAGAGCCACUUGCCGAGCAAAACUCGCUGAACUCCAGCAAUCGCAAUUCUUCUCAAGCAAAUGACGAGGAUCUUGAGCCACAACCUGAUUCGGCUACUCCCGGUCCCGAGCAAGAUCCAUCAAGUCAGCCACUUCGUGAUAUCCAAGUUGAUGGCCCCAGUGGAUCUAAUGAGGAUGAUCCGGAUGCUGACGCUGACGGAGAUGACGAAGAAGAAGUCCCGGCUCCUGAAGAAGAUGUCGUUAUUCCCAAUGGCGUCCAAGAACCAACUCGUGGCCGUGGCCGGGGACGUGGUCGCGGUGGACGUGGAUUUAGAGGCAGCUCUCGAGGUCGAGGCUCACGUGGAAGAGUAAAGACCAAGACCGGAGUUGGUGCUCGUGGUGCCAAACCAGCUGUCGCUUCUACUCGGGGCAGAGGCCGGGGUCGUGGUGGACGCAGAAAGAAGCCAGAGAACCCUCGCAUCGAUGCUUACCACAAGCGCAAACUUGACUUGAAGGCUCAAUUCAAGCUUCUGUCUUCAUUGCAACGACAGGCUCUGUCAGUUCUCGCCGACAAGUCCAUUGAGAUGAUGCAGAAUGACCCGCUGUACCACGAGACCCUUCCGGAAUUUGAUCAAGUUUCCAAGGAGCUUGAAGAGGUGUUUAAGAAGAACAGAGCUCAAGCAGAUGUACUAAUUGCGCGUGAAAAAGGUUUGGCAAAGCGCACUUACGAUUAUAAUGUGCACGUGGUCAAUCAGCAGUAUCAAACAUCUGUCGAGGACAUUAAGGAGAAGUAUGAGCAUCUUAUCAUGGAGCAUGCCACUUAUGUCUACGCCAAAGGUAUGGCUGGUGGAGAGCUUGGCGAUAUCCCAUUCUCACAAGGCGAGGAUGGUCGAAUCGUAAAGGACUCUUUGCUUCCACAGAAAAAGGUUCACGGGACUGGAUUACCGUUCAUGAAUCCUCCUGUUGCUGUCAGCAACCUCCGUAGCGCCUCAGGUGACAAUGACUAUGAGCAACAUCCCGCCAAUUGGUGGCAAGCCAAGUCAAAGAAGGAGAGAUCUGCAAUCCUCAGAAAGCAAGCUGAAUGCGUUGCUGAAAAGGAGCGCCUCCAUAGAAAGGAGACCGGCCGGUCCAAAAAGGGAGGACGCCAAGCUCUUUUCAACACCCAGCAAGAGACUGCCGAAGGUGCUGAGGGCGAAGAGAAUGGUGACGAACAGCCUGAUGAAGCUGCACCAUCUGAGGGUCCUUCUCGUGAACCUUCUCGUGAACCUUCACGCGGUGCUUCUCGCCCACCUACCAGAGAGGGCUCAACACCCGGAGAAGUCGAUCAGAAUGUCAGCGAGGACAUUGAAGAUAGUGACGCUCUUCCACAGGAGGUUGAUGAGUAUGGAGUCAGCAUUCCACGUAAGAAGGUUCGCCGCGAUCAGCCUGCAGCUUACAACCGAAUCAUUGGCGAUGCCCCAGUCAGAUUCGAGCCCCACGAGAUUGGUCUUCGCAGAACUCACAUGGCCAGACAACCAGAUGGCAGCUACAAGAAGCUUGGGAGAGACAUUGAUCCUAAUCCAGCCAGUGGCAAGUUCUACUAUGAGCAGCGACAGGGCCGCUACAACGCUGGCAAGAAUCAACCUGAAGAUCUUGACCAGGAGAUUGUUUCCACCCACAAAAUUCAUCCCCGACUUGGUCUCCCACUACCAGGCUCUCUUAACCCUGACAUUGAUGAGUGCGAAGAUCCAUACUUCAAAGAUCGCACCGACUGGGGUGCUGAGUGGAAGAACACCAACCCUGUCAUGUUCAUCCAUCACAAUGAGGAUGGCACCAAAACCAUUGAACGAACAUCUCGUUCUGAAUGGAUGUACCGAGCAAAGAGAGGAUUCGAGCAGAUCUCCCCCGCGGAGAGAAUGCACAAUUUACUUGCUCAGUCUGGUGAUCUUGAGAGCAGGCCCGCCCCACCUGUUACUCCCGAGCCUCCUCAAGUCAUCUCCAAGGACUUGGUUGAUGCAGUCGAUACAGCAGCUGAGACCCAAAAACAAGAAGAGCAACGUGCUGCAGAAGAGGCUCGUAUCCAAGCCAGCCGACCUGCCCAGCAACAAAUGUACUCUCCUGCCCCUCCUCCACAAACACCAAACUUCACCAGUCCUUCCACAUCUGUUUACUCACCACCAAGUGCAUAUCCACCACAGCACAUUGGCUUCUCUCCUAUUCAACCUACUCCUCAGCCUAUGCCUCCACCAUCCCGCCAGACAGGUUACGAUCCAGUCAGAGACCGUACCUAUAUUACUCCUUACUCCCAACCACAGCCACGCCCAGCACCUCCCCCUCCUCCUCCACCUCAACCACACGCAACAUACAACAGCGGCGGCGGCAAUCUCUCUCAGCUAGCAGACUUAGCAUUUCACUACGGAGGCGGCACCGACGGCGCAAACGACUACCACAACACCAUGCCCCCUCCACCUCCCUACCAAUCACCCCUCCAUCCCUACGGCCACCCUCACAUGCAUCCUCCUCAGCAACAGCCGCAACGCUUGCCAGUCAUGAUGAGCAGUAUGGGUCCUGGCAUGGGUGUCUUCGGCCAUCAGCAAGCACAUUCUUCGCCUUAUGGCCCACCUCCACAUCAGUCUUCUCGUGGUAGCGCUGGUAGUCGGAGACCUACGAGAGAGUUGCGUCCUGCUCCUCCAGCUGCUAGACCUCCUCCUCCUCCACCUCCACAGCAACACCAGCAGCCUCCUCAUCAGCAGCCUUAUCGUGGAUACGGUGGGAGUGGAUACCAGUGA
Molecule: messenger RNA, 3060 nt
Organism: Cadophora gregata
Lineage: Eukaryota; Fungi; Ascomycota; Leotiomycetes; Helotiales; Ploettnerulaceae
Exons: 4
Coding region: 1-3060 (1019 amino acids)
Source: RefSeq, a predicted model, not a curated record